This is a messenger RNA of Drosophila guanche, 1288 nucleotides long. RefSeq lists its product as uncharacterized. Gene Ontology annotation, biological process: protein peptidyl-prolyl isomerization. The record is from RefSeq and is a predicted model, not a curated record. NCBI's taxonomy places the organism in Eukaryota, Metazoa, Arthropoda, Insecta, Diptera, Drosophilidae. Bases 61 to 1257 code for a protein of 398 amino acids. Gene Ontology annotation, molecular function: peptidyl-prolyl cis-trans isomerase activity. The transcript has a single exon.
UUCACACUUUAAAUUGCUUAGAAUAGAAUUUCACUUAAAUUUUGCGAGUAAUUAAUCAUCAUGAGCCGUGCCACGUCCUUUUCGGAGUUCAGGAGGACUGCCCCCACAAGUUUCAUGACCCGCAUGCAGUCGCAGAACGUGGCCAAGGUGCUGCUGUCCAGCAGGAAGGCGCGCAAGUUGCUGCCAAAGCGACGAAUGCCCAGCUACCCAGAGUUUCGGCGUCUCAUGAAGGCAGUGUAUUUGGAUCGUCGCGCGUCCAGAGAUGCCAAGGGCCAGCCGUUGGCCAACAUGGUGAGCAUCUACAACAAGCUGGUGGAGAUGCGGCAGGCGCAAUUGGAUCGCAAACAUUGCAAGAGCAUCAAGGCCACGAUCAAUUCGCGGCCGCCGAUUGAUAGCAAUAGUCUCAUACUGGAGCGGACAUCGGUGCUGGAGGAUCUGCAGAAGAAGCAGGAAAUCUUUCGGCAUAAUCUGCAGCUGCUGAGCCGCAUCAACAGGAGUCAGCGGCUGCACGGCAUUGUCGACUGCUUCAAUACGACCUACGAGCGUGGCCCGUCGAGUCGGCACAGGGAACGUGUCAAAGCGGAGCGACUGAGUCGCGACAACAGGGAUCUGGGCUGCCGUUUGGCCAUGGCCAAGUCAAAGGUUGACUGCUAUAAUCCAUGGGUGCCGCCACUGCCGCCCAUUGAGCUGAAGGCCUCGCAGCAGACGUUGGUCAAGUACACGCCGUUCAUACCCUCACCGCAGACGGGGCAGAUUGAUCCCCAGGCGCUGCUGCGACCCCUGCUCUACUACGAUCUGGUGGUGGGUGACAAUCAGCCGCUGGGCCGCAUCAGCAUACAGCUGUACACGGAGGUCAGUCCGGAGGUGGUGCUGGAAUUUGUGCGUCUGGCCACCUACAACGAUGUGCAGGGCCAUCGCUUUCUGCGCAUCUUUGCCGAACUUUGGAUGGAGGGUGAGCUGGUGCUGGGCUCCCGGGAUGCACUGCGCCAUCAUCACAGCACCAGGGAUCAGUCGCAGCUGGACCACACACGACUGACGGGUUUCCUCUCCUAUGCGUGGGACUAUCACCAUCACUUUCCCCAGGGUUUGCUCAACUACAGCAUUAGCUUCAAGCCCCUGGCUGUGGUCUCGCUGCAGCGUAUCGUCUUUGGUCGCGUUUUUGGUGGUCACCGCGUGCUGCAGUUGUGCCAGGCAUAUGGCACCAAGAACGGCAAGCCCAAGAGUCAUGUGACCAUCGCACAGUGUGGAUUGCUCUAAUGGGAGUCCCGAGAGGAGUUGCCUCAUUAUC